GGGGGAGACCGAGGUAUGACUAUCAGAGAAAUAGGCGGGGUCUGAGUGCAGAGUGCGGGAGCUGCUGGACGAGUCGGAGAGUCUCUGUGUCACCCGGUGACCCGACUGAUGCCGGCAGAAAUGGUGAGAAGUCAGCCCAUCCCGAUAGAUGACCCCGGGAAACGGAAGAAGAAGAAGCGGAGGACCCGAGCGGCGGACAGCUUCACCGGGAAGUUUGCAGACUCGUACCAGCUGACUGAUGAGCUGUUGGGGGAAGGAGCGUACGCCAAGGUUCAGGGAUGUGUCAGCCUCCAGACUGGGAAGGAUUACGCCGUGAAGAUCGUGGAGAAGGCGGCGGGACACAGCCGCAGUCGAGUUUUCCGGGAAGUGGAGACUUUGUAUCAGUGUCAAGGCAACAAGAAUAUUCUGGAAUUAAUCGAGUUCUGUGAAGACGACACUCGCUUCUAUCUGGUGUUUGAGAAGCUGCGAGGAGGCUCCAUACUGUCGCACAUCCAGAGGAGGAAGCACUUUAAUGAGAUGGAGGCGAGUACGGUGGUCCGGGAUAUUGCAUUGGCUCUGGACUUCCUCCAUACAAAAGGAAUCGCACAUCGGGACCUGAAGCCAGAAAACAUUUUGUGCCAAUAUGAGGACAAGGUGUCACCGGUGAAGAUCUGUGACUUUGACCUCGGAAGCGGAGUGAAGCUGAACAGCGCGUGCACGCCCAUCACCACCCCCGAGCUCACCACUCCGUGCGGCUCGGCGGAAUACAUGGCUCCAGAGGUGGUGGAAGUCUUCACGGAUGAGGCCACGUUCUAUGACAAGCGCUGCGACUUGUGGAGUCUGGGGGUCAUAUUGUACAUCAUGCUGAGCGGAUACCCUCCCUUUGUGGGCAACUGCGGAGCGGACUGUGGCUGGGACCGAGGAGAGGUCUGCAAAGUGUGCCAGAACGAGCUUUUUGAAAGUAUUCAGGAGGGGAAGUACGAAUUUCCGGAGAAGGAUUGGUCGCACAUCUCCAACCCCGCCAAAGAUCUCAUCUCCAAGCUGCUGGUUCGGGACGCCAAAGCUCGGCUCAGCGCUGCUCAGGUUCUGCAGCACCCGUGGGUGCAGGGGGUAAGGGAUGCUGGAUAUCCUGCUGUACCCUGCUACUGCUCUUGUUUCUCCUGUCACUUCUCAAUGACAAUCCUUGGGGAUGCUCCGGUGAGAGGACUGCCCACCCCGAUGGUUCUUCAGAGGAACAGCAGCACCAAGGAGCUCACACUCUUCGCAGCAGAAGCCAUCGCAGUGAACCGCCAACUUUCCCAACAUGACAGCGACCUGAGUGACGACAGUGAAAGUUUAAUCCAGAAGAUUUGCUCCAUGAGACUGUCUCCUCCCUCUAAAUCCCGCCUGGCCAAGCGCCGAGCCCAGGCCCUGGCCAGCAAAGGCGGCGCUCCUGUCAGUUCCCCUCUGGGGGUGUGACCUCGGAGGACUGGACUGUACCCCCAUCAUAUGGCACUUUCCUCCAGUCUGGGCCCUGUGUCAGCGGCUCAUCAAUAUAUCCCCAUGUCAGCGGCACUUCUCUAUAUCCUCAGUCUGGGCCCCAUGUCAGCGGCACUUCUCUAUAUCCUCCAGUCUGGGCCCCAUGUCAGCGGCUCAUCAAUAUAUCCUCAGUCUGGGCCCCAUGUCAGCGGCACUUCUCUGUAUCCUCCAGUCUGGGCCCCAUAUCAGCGGCACUUCUCUGUAUCCUCCAGUCUGGGCCCCAUGCCAGCGGCACUUCUCUGUAUCCUCCAGUCUGGGCCCCAUGCCAGCGGCACUUCUCUAUAUCCUCCAGUCUGGGCCCCAUGCCAGCGGCACUUCUCUAUAUCCUCCAGUCUGGGCCCCAUGUCAGCGGCACUUCUCUAUAUCCUCCAGUCUGGGCCCCAUGCCAGCGGCACUUCUCUAUAUCCUCCAGUCUGGGCCCCAUGCCAGCGGCACUUCUCUAUAUCCUCCAGUCUGGGCCCCAUGCCAGCGGCACUUCUCUAUAUCCCCAGUCUGGGCC
Messenger RNA from Rana temporaria (common frog), 1996 nucleotides. RefSeq names its product MAPK interacting serine/threonine kinase 1 (gene MKNK1). Gene Ontology annotation, molecular function: calcium-dependent protein serine/threonine kinase activity; calcium/calmodulin-dependent protein kinase activity; ATP binding. Lineage: Eukaryota; Metazoa; Chordata; Amphibia; Anura; Ranidae. The transcript is spliced from 12 exons. Gene Ontology annotation, biological process: protein autophosphorylation; peptidyl-serine phosphorylation; intracellular signal transduction. Bases 109 to 1437 code for a protein of 442 amino acids. Gene Ontology annotation, cellular component: nucleus; cytoplasm. The record is from RefSeq and is a predicted model, not a curated record.